UUGAUUUGCCAACUCGUAUCCGUUCCGUUUGCUUCGCGCAUCGCGAUUGCGAUUUCGCGUCUGGUGGUUCCCGAUAUACCCAUGAUCGACGAGCGUCUGAUGAUUCCUGAUACCUAGGAACGACGAGAUUUUUCCCUGAUAUGUUUGUGCGAAAGUAGUAGUAUCCCAUAAGCGUGUGUGGAACCUAUAGUAAUAUACAGUAUCUUUUUUUAGAGUAGGGUAGGUGGACAGAUUUGGUGCAGAAGAGGAUGUUUCAACCAAAGUAUUCGUCAAUCAUUUUUCUGAAGAUUCCGUUCCAUGUAUUGCCACUCCCAUCACUGUCUCGCUCACAAGUGGGCACAGGACCCAUUUGUCAUUGUCAGGGAAACAUCUACUGACAGAUGAUAAAACGACUGAUGACUAUGCCAUUUCCUCAAUAUACCCCAUCGAAAUUAACACAGAAAAUAGCGCACAUGUGUUACUUCGAAUAAAAUGCACAAGAUUGAUAAAAUGAUUGAUGACGAUACCAAUCCCAUUCCUCCCACUUCCCAAUUAAAAAUUGAUCAGUACGAAGAACAACACGCAAGAUGUUACUUCAAAAAAUGCACAAGAUACCCCCCUUUUGAGCCGGAAGACCCAGGCGCUCGCCAUGAAGGGCGAUCUUCCAGAUCCCGAUGAUCCGACCCCAAAGAUUGUGAAAUUGGUGAGUGUGAUUCCUUCCAAACCACAAAUGAUCCGCACCACUCUUCCCAAAACACAAAUCCCGCACCUGAUUCCCUCAGAUCAUCCCCAAACCCCGGACUUCAUUCCCCAUGAUAUGCGGAGAAGACUGAAAGAUUUGAUCCUAAAAUCUAAGGAUCCCAAAAGGGCGUUGGAGACCUUCAGAUCAAGGACGCCCAGAUCCCUGCUCCAGUAUGGUAAGACAUCGAUGCACCUCCCUGCUAAACCGGAUUCUUCCCCAUCCCCAUCGCCUCCACAAAUCAGCCCACUAGUUCAGCAACCUGCCAUUGAUCAUGAAAUCAUCGCCUUACCGUUAAUUCCGAAAUCUGCGUCUCCAAUCUUUACUCCACCCGCUGAUUUUUUGAUCCUGAUUCCCAAUUUAUCCACGAUGAAAGAGGAACAAAUGACCCAACAGUACACCUGUCUCGAUUCUCUGAACCUGAAUAUCUUACGCCCCAUAUCUAGAAUUUUUGGCACUAAUGUUUACCCGUUGAUUGAUCAGUUGUCGGUGUUUUCCUUUUGCUUUGAUUCCCUUCCUUGCACAUUGUUCAUGGGGAGUAGUAACCACAGAAUGAAAUUGUUCCCCCCUAUAUAUCAGAACCUUUCGCUCUUCUUUGCCGAUCCAUCGCCACUACCACAACCUCACAACCAACAUCUUCUCUCGACCCUGUCUAGCACCAUGGCGGAGAAAGAAGUUCCCCAACACCCGAGCAACCAGAAACACCCUGCCACACCACCACCUCCCGGUUACAUCCUUGCUAAAAAAUCGCUACUAGUGGGCUACUCUGAAUCCUUGGCUCACGAAGGCAAUGGUGCUGGUACUAGCACUGUAGCCUGCGUUUCUGGCCCUGGAUCGGCUAGCUCCGGUCGGCGAAGCGGGAAGGAGCUUCUCCAGGAGCUGGGAACGGAGGAGGAGAAGAAGGCCAUUGUCAUCAACAUGGCCCAGGCUCGGAGGGCAAACCGAGGAAGAUUCCUCGCUGUCGGGGUCUUCCUCUCUGUCAUCGCCAUCACCUCGAAGAACCUCAUCGACUCUAUGCGGAAGGUAUGGCAAAUUCGUGGUUUCAUUGAGACACACCAGCUGGCCGACAGGAGGUUCGUCAUCGAGUUUUCCGAGGAGGGCGACUUCACACACGUCACCAAGGGAGGACCAUGGAGGUAUAAGGAGGAUGCUGUCCUGGUUGAUGUACUGAAGGAGGGAGACGACCCUGAGACGGUACGGUUUACCACUGUCCCUAUAUGGGUCCAAUUCAGGAAAAUUCCUUUUUAUUUAUUAUCCAAAAAGCUUGCUAAGGAACUGGGAGAAAAAAUUGGAGAAUUUAUUUGUAUUGAUAACAAUGCUCGUGGAGAUAUUUGUGAUAAGAUCAUCAGGACCAGAGUUCAUCUCCCCAUUGAUCGAGCUCUCCGUAGAUGGAUCCCCCUCAUCGACGAGAUCGAGAACGAACAAGUUGUGGCCUUUGUCCACUAUGAAAGGCUGCCAACCUUCUGCUACACCUGCGGCUUCAUCGGGCAUAAGUACACGGAGUGCAUGGUCGCCGGCAACACGAGAAAGAAGACGUACAAGGCCGAGCUUGGUGUCAUGCCGAUCCUUCCUGAAGAUGACAGGAAAUGGUUCCUACCCGACACCACGAGCCAUGUACGCCAAGCUCCUUCACUUCCAUGGCGUACUUCGCGCCAUACACCGAGCAAGCAGAACCCAGAGAGGGGGACUACCACCAUCGCCCGCAUCGCGACUGCGGUGGGGAAGCUCUCUGUCAACGACAACCUCAUCAUCGACUUCCCCUCCACCAAGAACACGAUCGACUCCACCAAGGCUACAAGCCCAAGCUCUACGCCCCCGGCGGCCUCUGGAGCCAAACAAGGCACGACAUCUGCAACACCGCCCGAAGGCCUGCAGCAGGUACCAGCAACUCAAGCGGUGGUGACAGCAGGCGCGCAUGCCCCUCCACCACCUGCUGCCAAACAGGGCUCUACAUCAACAAUGCCUACAGCAGGAAGUGAAGGUGGGGGCACUGGUUCCCAAAAGGGUGGAGCAACCUGGAUAAGGUACCACCGUAGGAAAGAGAACGCCAAGAUUGUCGACAACACCACGCGGACAACCCAGGGUUUUCCCCUGGGGGCUUCGCGGCCCAGAGCAAAUGAUGAAGAGGAGGACCAAGUCCAGCAGCCACUGGCGAAGAGGAUCAUCAUGCAGGUACCACCGUUAGAGCAUUGCCUGGGGAAGGAGGGUCUGGAAAAAAUAAGGCAGGAAGAACAUGGACUUACACAACUUGGAGGACAGGAAGAGGAAGUGGAGAACCAGAAGGCCAAGGGGACAAAGGAGAAGAGCUACCAGGACACUGCAGCUAACAGCAAUGGCCUGAACGCCCUUGCAGAACCAGAGGGUGGUGAGGCUAACCUGGCAGUGCAGCUGAAUCAGCAGGAAGAGGUAGCUGAUAACACAGACCAGAUCAAAGAAAAGAAGAAAAAGAUGACAGAAACCAGCCGGAGGUCAGAAGGCAGAAAGCCAGGCGCUAAGGAGUGCGCCAGGCAGAUCAAAUGAGGUUCUUGGCCUGGAACUGCCGGGGUUUGGGCGAUCCCCGGACAGUUCAAGAGUUGAUUCGUCUAGUGCACAAGAAUAAAAUAAAACUUGUUUUCCUUUCUGAAACUCGUCAAUGUAAGGAGGUAGUUGAGGGGCUUAGAUGGAGACUUGGUCUCAAACAUGUAAUCUCUUUUAAGGAAGAUGGCAAGGGUGGGGGAGUUGCUCUUUUCUGGGAUGAGAGCAUUGAGGUAGAUCUCCUGGGUGUAGGCAGUAGAUGUAUUGAUGUAUGCAUCAAGAAUAUGCCUAUUGAAAUAAAGUGGAGGUGCACUUUUGUUUACGGAGAACCUUGUGCAAGCCAGAGGAAAAACAUGUGGGAUUUGCUUAGAAGAAUAAAACCAAAUGCUACUGGCCCAUGGUUGAUGGCAGGUGAUUUCAAUGAAGCUUUGUGGCAGGGAGAACAUUUCUCAAAAUCAAGGAGGAAUGAGAAACAGAUGCUCGAGUUCAGAGAAGUUCUAUCUCACUGUGAUUUACAUGAUCUCGGUUUUGUUGGACUGCCAUGGACCUUUGAUAAUAAACAAAAAGGUGACAGAAAUGUGCGUGUGAGGCUAGACAGGGCGGUGGCAUGCCCAGAGUGGAUGCACUACUUCAAAGACUAUAGAGUGGAGCAUUUGGUAAGUCCCAGGUCAGACCAUUCUCCUCUUCUAAUCAGCUUUAGCGACACUCCAGCAGACAAAUAUCAUAAACCUUGCAGAAGAUAUGAAGCCUUUUGGGAGAGGGAGAACUCCUUGGGUGAAGAAAUUGAGGGCGCUUGGAACGGACAAAGGCCAGCUCAGAAUAUGCAGGAUAUUGGGAAAAAGCUUGAUGGCCUGAUGGAUACUCUCCAAACCUGGAGUAAAAGAACAAUUGGAUCAGUUCCAAGGAAAUUAGAGAAACUCAGAAAAAGGCUUCAAGUCAUAAGUAAGUACCAUGAUGAAUACAGCGUUGAGGAAAAAAGAAGAAUCUCUUUAGAGAUGAAUGAAUUGCUAGCAAAAGAAGAGGUUAUGUGGAAGCAACGUUCCAGAGUGGAUUGGCUAAACUCUGGUGACCAGAAUACUAGCUAUUUUCAUAGGAAAGCUAGUUGGAGGUCAAAGAAAAA
This is a messenger RNA of Lolium perenne, 4352 nucleotides long. RefSeq lists its product as uncharacterized. The record is from RefSeq and is a predicted model, not a curated record. Lineage: Eukaryota; Viridiplantae; Streptophyta; Magnoliopsida; Poales; Poaceae. Gene Ontology annotation, molecular function: zinc ion binding; nucleic acid binding.